AUGCUCUUCAGCAAGACCCUCUCUCUCGUUGCUUCGGCCAUUGCCGCCGUUGCUUCCCCCAUCUUGUCCCGAGACAGCGGCAGCAUCUCGGUGACCCCUCAUUACCGGUACUCGUCGUCCGCGGGCGUGCUCGGCUGCAAGAUCGACACCAACCGCGUAGCGUACUGGCCCUCCAACGUCGACUGCAACAACCUGUGCGUCAAGGUCACCUCCAACGGCCGCACCGUCCAUCUCCUCAAGGUCGACACCUCGGGCGGCGCCUACGACAUCUCGUACGACGCCUGGAACUACCUGCUCACCGGCAAGGGCGCGCACGACUCCCCCGCCAUGGGCGGCGGCAUCCCCGCUACCUUCGACCACGUCCCCCUGAGCGAGUGCGCCGGCCUCAUCAAGGAGCCCGAGGGCCGCCUCGCCAUCUCCGCCGCCAACGGCAUGAACUUCUUCGAGACCUGCGGCAACACCAAAACCGUCCUGUACAACAUCGCCAACCCCGUCUGCACCAGGGGCUACGACGAGGUGUGCACUCUGGCCCCCGGCGCCAACCAGGCUACUUGUGCCCACCAGCUCGGCUCCCUCGACUCCUUGACCUCUCAGCCCGUCUGGAACAUCGACUACGGCACCGGUGCCCUGUCCCUGGCAGUUUAA
Daldinia caldariorum is the source of this 645-nucleotide messenger RNA. RefSeq lists its product as uncharacterized. The transcript has a single exon. Bases 1 to 645 code for a protein of 214 amino acids. The record is from RefSeq and is a predicted model, not a curated record. Lineage: Eukaryota; Fungi; Ascomycota; Sordariomycetes; Xylariales; Hypoxylaceae.